This is a messenger RNA of Momordica charantia (bitter melon), 2223 nucleotides long. Lineage: Eukaryota; Viridiplantae; Streptophyta; Magnoliopsida; Cucurbitales; Cucurbitaceae. The record is from RefSeq and is a predicted model, not a curated record.
CUCUUCUUCUCACUUGGUCUGGCGUGAGUUGCCUUUGUAGGAAGUGACUGAGACUCCAGGGAAAUUGUUCGACAGGUUCUUCCAAAUGUUGAAAAUCAUCUCCCUAUCGCAACCUCGUAUCAAGUCUGUAGCCCGUUAUGUAGCCUCUGCAUGUUGCACCUCAACGAGCUGUCUAUCACCGUCUAAUUCCCCUUCGAAUCUAUUGGCACCUUCGAUUUGGAUUCUGUUUUCGCCAUUCUCGAAUUCGUCCAAGCAGAAGAAGGAAGAUACAAACGACGUUGUUUCCGUUUUCAACAGAGACCCAACAGCUCCCGCGAAACUCUUCGUGGUUCAACCUCGUCUUCGUCCCGAUACGUUUCUGGAAGCAAAGCUAAACGAGGCUUUGUGUCUUGCAAAUUCUCUAGAAGAACAACGAGAUGGGUAUUUUGAUACUGAUUUCUUUGACAAGGAAAUACCCCCUCACGUUGUAGUUCAAAAUCCUUCUGCAAGAGGGGCUCGCGCUGACACGUAUUUUGGACCAGGGACUGUGGACACCAUCAAAUGCCAUUUGAAUGUGACUGAGUCGAAGAGUGAAGUUGAUGCUAUUUUUGUGAAUGCCAUUCUCUCUGGUAUUCAGCAAAGGAAUCUGGAGCGGGCAUGGGAGAAACCUGUACUGGACCGUGUGGGUCUCAUUAUAGAGAUAUUCAAUGCUCAUGCCUACACAAAGGAGGCGAAGUUACAGGCUGAACUGGCUGCUUUGAUGUAUAAAAAGUCAAGGCUUGUUCGUGUACGUGGCCUUGAUGGACGUUACACAUUUGGUGCUACAGGAGAAUCCGAAGUUGUUAGUGCCAGAGGGAGAGGGAGUGGAGGACGUGGCUUUAUAAGUGGUGCAGGAGAGACUGAACUUCAACUUCAGCGGCGAAGGUUGNNNAUACGAAGAAAUCAUCUAUUAUCUCAAAUUGAAGAGGUACGCCGUACACGUGCUUUGCAGCGUGCUUCUCGAAAAAGGCACGGAGGUUCAAAUGGGCAACAUUUAGCCACUGUUGCUGUAGUUGGGUAUACUAAUGCUGGGAAGUCGACAUUGGUUGGUGCACUUUCAGGCAAUGAUCUCUAUAGUGAUUCUCGAUUGUUUGCAACUGUUGAUCCCAGAUUAAGAAGCGUUCUUCUUCCUUCUGGGAGAAAAAUACUCCUAAGUGAUACGGUGGGAUUUAUUUCAGAUUUGCCUGUGCAGUUGGUCGAAGCAUUUCAUGCAACUUUAGAAGAAGUUGUUGAAGCAGACUUGUUAGUGCAUGUGGUGGAUUGCACUGCCCCCAACCUUGACGAGCAUCGAUUGACUGUUUUCCAAGUACUUGAGAAAAUAGGAGUUUCUAAGACGAAGCUUCAAGAUAUGGUUGAGGUUUGGAACAAGAUUGAUUAUCAUGAAGAAGGCAAGAGUAUAGACGAAUAUUAUGAUGAAGAUAAUAGCGAGGCUGGCAAUUUGUCAGGAGAAGAUAGUACAAUGGCAAAGCUAUCAAAUUCUAAAACCAACAAUUUCAUUGAAAUAGAGAAGGGCGAUAUUACAACAAAGCAAGCAACUGGACUAGUCCGCCGAUCCUCCAUCGGAAAUGUCUGCCAGCUUUCUCAGGGAGUUCUUGGAAACACCAUGGAGGGACAAGACAGCGAUUGCUCUGAUGAUUGGCUAGCAGAAGAUGAUGAUCAAAACCAUUGGGUUGAUGAAAAUGGUUACUCUGAGGCUGAGGCUGAGGCUUGGGAGACCUCUGAAGGCCGGGGGAUGGUAAACGUUGUACAGCCUCCAGGUGAUCAAUGCAGUCCACAUGUCAGAAUAUCAGCUAGAUUUGGAGUUGGUUUGCGGGAGUUGCUAGAACUCAUAGAUGAUAAGCUGAAGGUUCAGGAUGAGAGGCUGAAAACUCGAAAUGUUUUAGAGAGAAGUAUUUUUGAACGUAAAUGGAGGCCAUCUCAGGCAGAGGCAGAAAUUGCAGCUGAACAAUCGGUUAAUAUAUAGAUUACAGUGCCUUCCAACUGCAACGGAGCUCUACCGAAAGCAUGGUUGUUAGUUGCUAUCUAGAUUUUUGUUUUAUAAAUGGGCGUUUGGUUCCCUUUUUUAGAACGGAGAGUAGGGUUAUUUAAGCCAAACUCGUAUUCGUUUCACAGUUUUGUAAAUCCAGGUUUGCUACGAUAAAUAUUACCCUAUCUGUUUCAGUUUUUCUGAAAUGCAUACGAGUUCAUUUUGAAUUUUGUGGCAAA